Messenger RNA from Rhodotorula toruloides NP11, 2202 nucleotides. RefSeq names its product DUF251 domain membrane protein. Gene Ontology annotation, cellular component: Golgi apparatus; endoplasmic reticulum. The transcript has 3 exons. Gene Ontology annotation, molecular function: antiporter activity; phosphoenolpyruvate transmembrane transporter activity. The record is from RefSeq and is a predicted model, not a curated record. The coding region runs from base 1 to 2202 and encodes 733 amino acids. Gene Ontology annotation, biological process: phosphoenolpyruvate transmembrane import into Golgi lumen. Lineage: Eukaryota; Fungi; Basidiomycota; Microbotryomycetes; Sporidiobolales; Sporidiobolaceae.
AUGCUCGCAGCCUCCCCCUCGACCUCCCGCCGUCCCGUCUCGCCCGCACCCGCGCUCGCAGCCGGCAGGACCAACGGGAUGGACGCGCCGAGGCACAGGCAGUCACACGGCAGCCAGGCUUAUCCCGCAGACAAUCCGUACGGCGCCUACAACCCGCCAGCAGCCGCAGACAACGGCUUCGCGCAGAACGGCAGUUACUCGGCGAACGGAGGAGGGUACCGACCACGAUCACCCGCCGUCUUCAGCAAUGGGGACGAGGGGACGCUGUCAGCCUUCCUGUCGACCCUGAUACGGUCAGCACGGUCGACUUUCGCAGGGAACGGGGGCGGGGCCGGGACCCAGUCACUCGGGGGAUCGCUCUCGUCCCUCCUGCCCAAAGCUCCCUCCAACUCGACUUCCGCGUCCUCCUCGCACCGAAGAUCCCUCUCCGUACCCGUCGCGUCCCUCGUCCCUUCUUCCUCGACACUCGGCUUCGUCUUCCUCUGCUGCCUCUGGUACCUCUCCUCCGCCUUCUCGUCCAACACGGGCAAAUCCAUCCUCACCCGCUUCCGCUACCCCGUCACCCUCACCUUCAUCCAGUUCGCCUUCGUCGCCGGAUACUGCGUCGUCGUCCUCUCGCUGCGGGAACAGCUCGGAUCGCGCGCAGCAGGUCACCACCACCCUCACCAUGGCGCGGGACUGUCAAAGCGGAGAGGGAGCCUUGCGACGCUCGGAGCGUGGGGGAUCAGGAGGCCGUCGAGACAUAUGUUCCACGGCACGUUCAUGAUGAGCCUUUUCCAGAUCGCGGGGCAUGUCUUUUCGAGCAUGGCGAUUGCGCGGGUGCCCGUUAGUACGGUCCACACAAUCAAGGCCCUCUCACCCUUAUUCACCGUCCUCUCAUACGCCGCACUCUUCGGCGUCCGCUACUCGUCCGCCACAUACGUCGCCCUCCUCCCCCUCACUAUCGGUGUCAUGCUCGCCUGCUCCUUCGACCUCCGCGCCAACGCCGUCGGCUUCCUCUGCGCCCUCGGCUCGACCUUCAUCUUCGUUGCGCAGAAUAUCUUCUCGAAGAAGCUGCUGCCAAAGGAGAAUGCGGCGGUUUCGGCGGAAGAGAAGAGCCAGGGUGUCGGUACGGGGUCGGGCGCCAGCGGAGGAGGAGCGGGAGGGCACGCCAAGCUCGACAAGCUCAACCUCUUGUUCUACUCGUCCGGCAUGGCCUUCAUCCUCAUGAUCCCGAUCUGGCUGUACUCGGACGCCUCGGCACUCUUCUUCGGCCCAGCCACCGCUGCAACAAACGCCCAACAACCCGCCAGCUCGACGUCGGAACUCGUCUUCUUCUUCUUCGCGAACGGCACCGUCCACUUUGCGCAAAACCUCCUCGCCUUCUCCCUCCUCGCACGCACCUCGCCCGUCACAUACUCAAUCGCCUCGCUCGUCAAGCGCAUCGCAGUCAUCUGCAUCGCCAUCGUCUGGUCCGGCCAGCACGUCUCGUUCAUCCAGGCCGUCGGAAUGACGAGCACGUUUGUCGGACUGUGGAUGUACAACUCGGCCAAGACGGACGUCGACAAGGGCGAGAAGAGGCGCACGCAGGUCGAGAAGCGGAUGGAGUUGAGCUUGCCGCAGACCGUGGGCGACGCGAGGGACCUCGAUGGAGGGAUCACGCCGCCUCCACCCUCGAACUUGCACGCGCAGGCGUACGGCAACCCGCUGUCGCCGACGCAGAAGGCGCCGUCGUAUUCGGUCGCGAUAGGCGCGAGCUCGGCGGGAGAUCCUCGGUCGCCCACACAUGCGAACGGCUUCACUUCCGGCUCGCAACCUCAUCCCGCACCCGCGCCUCCUCCCCCUCAUUCGCACGCGUACCAAGCGCAGCACCCCCACGCUCCCUCCCAAAACCCCUUCUCCUCCUCGCAACAUCCCGCUCCCUCCGCGCCUACGUACGCCUCUCCCCCUCUCCACCAAAACGGCUUUGCGCCCGCUCCUCCCGCGGCCAACUCGACCAACUACUUUUCCGCCUCCGCGAGCUCGACUGCCCCGAUCACGAACGGCGCGGCAGGCCCGCGGAAUCGGCAGGCCAGCUCGAGCGUCAGCCGGGAUUCUUCACCAGCGGCGAUGAAGACGGGCGGGCAUCACCACCCCGCGAUGGGCGGGAUCCAGCCUGUCCCUACAUCGCUGUUUGGAGGUGGUGGGACAGCAGCAGCGGGUGGAGCAGGCCAGUUGCGCUGA